Molecule: messenger RNA, 5269 nt
Organism: Dendronephthya gigantea
Lineage: Eukaryota; Metazoa; Cnidaria; Anthozoa; Malacalcyonacea; Nephtheidae
Product: serine/threonine-protein kinase LATS1-like
Exons: 3
Coding region: 414-3434 (1006 amino acids)
Biological process (GO): positive regulation of apoptotic process; hippo signaling; G1/S transition of mitotic cell cycle
Molecular function (GO): protein serine/threonine kinase activity; ATP binding
Source: RefSeq, a predicted model, not a curated record
GUCAAUUUUCGUGUUGUUGUCGCUUGCCAUAAAUUCCUUUGAAAUUUUGGUCUUUUGGAGCGAAAUCUUUGUGUGAAACUCUCGUCGUUUCGUCUCGACGAAGAGCCGAUACUUCGUGGUAUAUCUGUAGCGAGUUUGGCGGCUCGCCGGUGUAAAAUUAACGAGUUUCACGAGAUUAUUCGAGUCGAUAAGGCAAAUUCGUAUUAAAAAUAUGCAUAAAGCCUUGUAAUAUUUCGCGUGGUUAAAAUGGCUAAACUAUAGUGCUUACCGGAGGCAUGUUUUGGGCAUAUUGAAGAUCCAAAGAGCUUGUAUUGUCAAGAGGAUAUAAAAGGAAUUAUAUCGUGUUUCGUAGAUCGGGAAUUACAGCCAAAAAGAAGGGAAAAGUUCAGAGUGUAGUUCUGUAUUUUUAAGUCAUGGACGAACGGCACUCUCGCGUGAACACGCCGCUCGUUUUCAAUCACAAUCUGAUGUUGAAAGAGAUUCGCGAUAACUUAAAGCAUUUACGACGGGAGCCUGAAAAUGGAAGCGAAGUUAAUACGGCAAACGUGGUAACCCCAAUGCCGUACGAUCACAUUUCGCAUAGCACAUCGCAGAAUCAACGUUUACCCAACAAUCAACCGAGGUUUUUCACGCCAGGGAAUAAUUUUCCCGAGCCAAACAGAGGCCAUCGCGAAAGGAACGGGCAAGCGAGCAGAAACUACGACGAAUCUGGGUAUUCUAGUUCGAGUUCUGAAUGCUCUUCACAAAGCGCGAAUGAUUUCAAUGGCCAGCCAUUUGUUGGAGCUAUGCCGAGCUAUGAGGAUGCCUUACAUCACAGUCUACUUUCCCCGUCAGACUUCGACUUCGUUCGUGCGAUGGCCAACAACGAUGGGUACCAGAGGAUAAACCCUAACGCCACUCGAGGUCGCGAGGCGCCGAGUCCCAUCAACCACAUGCAAUUUCCCACCAAGUCCCCACCACCCUACAGAUUCCCCACCCACCAGAAGCACAACAGACCCGGUCCGGAUCGUCCGCCAGUUGCAAGCCACCUUACGAGGGAGGUGGAAACAUCCACCUACAUGCAGACGACCGCACUACCUUCUGGGAACAAGACAAUUUCACAGGCCGAAUGGAAAGUCACCAAAUGGCCGGAUGUGCCGAGCAGGGGCAAGUCUCCGGUACCAAAUAGCCGAUCGGGGAUACCCGAAGGCGGUGCUUCGUGGAAGUCGACACCAUAUUCGGUGACCCAAAACAAAUUGCCCCCGCCAGCAAAUGGUAACCAUGGCAAUUUUUCGACCGGUGGGUACCCUCCACAGCAACCCCCCCAGAUGGCCACGCCACAAUUCCAAGUUCAAGUGAACCUCAAUGCAGCGAACGGCCCCCAGGUCACUACUCCCCCUACGAGUUUAACACCCGUUGUGUCGAAAAGCCCCGGACAGUCAGCAACGUUUCGCGUGCUGGUGCAGACCAGCCCGGUCACCAUCGCCCAGGAUCCUCGUCCGAGCGGCUAUCCCGGCGUGCAGUCUGGGUAUCCAAGACCUGAGCCGGCGAUGGACUAUCACAACGGUCCAGUGGCCUCGCAACCAUCCUUGAUGAAUAAUACUUCAAGGAAUUUCCCCCAAAGGGCCGAGCAGUAUCCACCUCCCUAUCAAAAUAGUAGAUCCACAGCUCCGCCGCCCGAGAGCGGCCAGAGCUCAUUGAAAUCAAACAGCCGGGCAAAUCAGCUUGAGGGGUGGGUACACCAGAAUGUCCCGUCAAUCGAUGAUAUGUCUGUCAGCUCGGAUGGCUCAGAGAGUCACUCUUCCACUAUCGAAGACGCAGAUUUUCCUGGGUUCGACCUUGCUUCGAUGACGUCAUUCGACGGCACGGACGAAGAUAGCGGUCCGCCCGUGUACAAGAACAAAACCGGCACCCUCGUCGUGCACGUUCGGAAGCGGCCGGAAAUCGACGUCAGCAAUGCGGAGUCCGCCGUCAACGGCGAAAAGCGAAGUCAGCGGCGGCACGUGUCCCCACAGACGUACAAAUUUUACAUGGAACAGAGGAUGGAGAACGUCCUGAAGGAUGCGAAAGAGCGGGAAAUGCGGAAAGCUCAGCUCGAACAAGAAAUGCGACGAGUCCAUCUUUCGGAGGACGCGCAGUCGCAAAUGCGAAAAAUCUUGAGCCAAAAAGAAUCCAACUAUAUCCGUCUGAAACGCACCAAAAUGGACCCGUCCAUGUUUAACAAACUGCAAGUGAUUGGUGUCGGGGCAUUUGGCGAAGUUUGUUUGACGAAACACGUGCAAUCAGGAUCAUUAUACGCGAUGAAAAUAUUAAAAAAGGCGGAGGUAUUAAAACGGAAUCAGGUUGCCCACGUGAAGGCUGAACGCGAUAUUCUUGCAGAAGCAGACAACGAAUGGGUGGUGAAGUUGUUUUACUCGUUUCAAGACAAGGAUAAUCUGUACUUUGUCAUGGAGUAUGUUCCGGGCGGAGACCUUAUGAGCUUGUUGAUAAACAAGGGUGUAUUUCGCGAGGACAUGGCGAGAUUUUAUAUCGCGGAACUUGUGUUGGCUAUCGAGUCUGUUCAUCGUAUGGGGUUCAUCCACCGGGACAUUAAGCCCGAUAAUGUUCUGAUCGAUAGCGACGGUCACAUAAAACUGACCGAUUUUGGCCUCUGCACUGGAUUCCGUUGGACACACGAUUCCAAGUACUAUCAGAGCGGUACGCUUUCUCGAAAUCACAGCCGUAAUCCAAGUUUGGAGAUCGACGACAAUUGGGCGAAGGAACACAAAUGCCGCUGCGGGCAUGCCAUGGAUGGGAAGAAGCCGCUGGCCAGGCGGCACAUACGUCAGCACAUGCGCUGCCAAGCGCACUCGCUGGUCGGAACGCCAAACUACAUCGCGCCAGAAGUGCUGCUGCGGAUACCUUACACACACCUCUGCGAUUGGUGGUCGGUCGGAGUCAUAUUGUACGAAAUGUUGGUUGGGCGACCACCAUUUUACUCUCCUAAUGCCGCUGAAACCCAAAUGAAGGUUAUAAACUGGGAAACGACUUUGAAUAUCCCCAGACAGGCGAAACUCUCGUCCGAAGCUGAAGAUCUUAUUCUCCAUUUGUGUACAAGCGCUAAUCAAAGACUUGGCAACGGUGGCGUGGACGAUAUCAAGAACCAUUCAUUCUUCCACGGCAUCGACUGGCUCAUGAUCCGUCGAACGAAAGCGCAUUACAUUCCCCAGAUUCUCCAUCCUGAAGACACGUCGAACUUCGAUCCGGUCGGCCCCGAACGUCCGCCGGACAGCGAUUGCGCCAGCAUGACGGAGAUUUCCGACGAUGGCACAAAGUCCAAGCACCCAUCGCACGCGUUCUACGAGUUCACGUUCAGGCGCUUUUUCACUCAAGACCAGGCCCGCUCGUCUGUGUCAAACUACAGCUCCUGGGACGGGACGGAGAGUGACGAAAGCAAGGCUCCCGUGUUCGUGUAGAGGUAUUAAGGGACAACGAAGCAUACCUCGGGAUGUCGGGGAUUGUGCAAAAGGAACUAUAGGGUCAUUUAAGGAUCCGAUAGGCAGGUAUUCGCGAGCAAUGCUAUGAGAGCAUUAAAAAUCUGCUUUCUUUUAAAACAAGUCUAUCUAACGCAGUUGUUUAAUGUCCCUAUUUGUAAAAAGUCGCUAGAAAUUAACAAGACGCUUUUUCAAAUACUGUUUUAAAGCAGUCGUUUUUUUAUUUGGCUUUUCCUAGACGCGGCCAAAAAGGUCAAUUUCACACUGUUUAUAUAGCCUGCUUAUCAAUAGGACCUGCAUCCGAUCAACAAAAACGAAUUCCAAGAGACAAAAUACUUCUUUCUCGCGACUCAUUUCUCGUUCAAUUGUGUUGAAUCGGCUCAAAAAAUUUCAGGCUAACAAGCGGUUCUCAGUGUAGUUGCAGAUACUUAUUUAACGAGAUAUAUAAAAAACGUUCUCCCUGAAAAGAACUUGUAAAAUAUAUGCUGCAUUGUGAGCCAGUGGCGUCGCCUGCUUGAUAAGUGGGGGGGGGGACUUAUUAAUAUAUUCGUGUUUUAGACAUUAUUCAUUUCUUUCAAAUUGAUUGUCGUAACGGUCUGUGAACAUGAAUAUAUGAAUAUGUCCACCCCAUGCACUUAUCGAUGCUGGCGACGCCACGGUUGUGAGCUGUACAUUACCACCGUUUUCGGUAAAAAAUGUAUCCUUCGAUUUUCUAUAAAAGUUUUGCCAGUCAUUGACUGGUGAUGAUUAAAGAAGAAAUUGAGCGAGAAAUUUCGUUUGCUAAAAAAUUUCCACCCCGUGGAAAGGGCUCCUCUACCGGUAGUAGGUUUUAUAUGAGUUCAAAUCAGUGGUUCAAAAUAAUCAGGGGGGAUUGUUUGGCUUUGGAGGAAUGUUUGACAGCAUACGCUGAUACGAUAAGAAAGCUGGAUGGUUUAUGCUUAUCAUUUUUAAGACAGAAAACUUUUUAAGUCAUUUUUAACACUUCCAGAUAUGUCUGUCCUGGAUAUGUCUAUUCAGAGCCUUUUAGUUUUGAGUUUAAAUUACAAACGUUCUACAUAAAACUCGUGAAGUUCAGCAGUAAUAUGAGAAAGCAACAGGCCAUUCUGAUGUAUUUAGUAUAGCAGCAAAUUCAGCUUUGCCGUAUGUGUUUCACGUUCGUGGUAAAUACGUCACUGCUGAAAAUCACGAAUUUUAUUUGGAACGUUUGUAAUUUAGCGAAAUUAUUGCACACUUAACUCUGUGGAUUUAAAACAGAGAGUUUGCUAGCGGUUUUCCCUAGUACUAAGUUACAAAACAGCUCUAUUUUGAAGUUUCUGGUAUUAAAACCUUUUAAAACGUAUUACGAUUUUAAAAUUAGUUGGAAUAAAAAGUUUGGGUAACAACACUCGAUAAAAUCCAACCCUGAAAUUAAUUUGCCGGGCUGCCAUCAAACAUGGCCGUCUAUAGUUUAACCAUUUAUGAUUUAUUUAUUUCCAAAUUUGCAUAGGUAAUUGCAUACAUAGCCCUUGGCAAUAAAUAUCAUAACAAGCGAUCUUUAAGGAGCUAUUGACAGAUAAAAAUCUAAAAAUGUUCUAUACUUGUAAAAAAGGUGUUUUGUGUCUUUAAUCGAUGUCUUCGACGGCCAUCCAGCUUAGUUUGCAGAUCAGUGCUCCAAACUCACUCCCAGGCUGGCUGUAGAAUUUUUAAUGCUAAAUUAAUCAGAAUACACUUUACCUAUUGAGAUCUUGAGGCAUUGCGCGAGUAUGUGUACAUUACAGUCUUAGAUAGUAUAUAUAUGUACUUAUAUAUAAAUAUUGACUUAUCUUAAAUUGGAAUAU